AUGAUAGACAUACUGCGUGCUAGUUUACCGCCUGACUUGGCCAACUUCACGUCCUUCCAGGAAGUUCUGGAAUAUGACGUUGAAAACUCUAGAGCAGAGUGCAAGAGAGUAUUGGACCAACUGACUUCAACUAGGAAGUUGCUCUACAAUGUCAAGGUGUUACAGAGCCUGCGUAGCGAAGGCAGAGCCCAUGUAAAUGUGGGAAAUUCAACCUUUAUCCCAUCGAGAAUGAAGGGGGACUCCAUAUUGGUAUCAUUGGGGUAUCAGUUUUAUUUGGAAAUGACUCUACAAGAAGCUGAAACCUACUACAACGAACGUAUAAAAUUAAUUUGGGCGUAA
This is a messenger RNA of Theileria equi strain WA, 339 nucleotides long. RefSeq lists its product as hypothetical. Lineage: Eukaryota; Apicomplexa; Aconoidasida; Piroplasmida; Theileriidae. The transcript is spliced from 3 exons. The coding region runs from base 1 to 339 and encodes 112 amino acids. The record is from RefSeq and is a predicted model, not a curated record.